Coregonus sp. 'balchen' is the source of this 14798-nucleotide messenger RNA. The record is from the annotation of a GenBank genome assembly. Lineage: Eukaryota; Metazoa; Chordata; Actinopteri; Salmoniformes; Salmonidae.
UGGUAAACAAGAAUAAGCAUGGAUUUUGCGGCUAAGUGGAGUAAUUUACCGACAAGUCCAAGCCUUAAACAUUUAACAGAAGCAGGCUAUGGCAUACCGAAGGAAAAACAACAUGCCGCUGUUCAGGACCUAACGAAGGCUCAUAUCGAGUCGUUUGACCAAGCAGUUUCAGAUGGACUGUGUCGUGCUGUGCAGGUAGGGGAACUUUCACGUGGGACAGUCAGUGCUGUGUCAGCCGUGCCCCUCAAGCCACAAUGUUGCUAAAAUGACUGAAGUAGCUAGCGACUAGCUAGUAACGUUACAACAACGAUUUUUAUAUUUGUUGUUACAAUAGUUAGACCUACUUAUAAGUGUCCUUAAACAUCAGUUAGAAAACAAGAUUUUGAUUUUGUCCGAGGAAGUCACCGAUGUAUUUGCCACAAAGUGACGUUAGCUAACUUAGCUCACUUGAUUUGAUAACUUGUCUUAUAAUUAUUUUAUUUUUUCUUUCUUCAAUUCAAGGGUCUUUCAUUCUGAGAAGGUUGUAAUUGCAGAAGGCAAGGAGGGGCGUGUUCUGAUAUAGGCGUUUCUUGAUAUCAAGUUACACCCAUUGACGCUCGCCAUUUGUCCGUGGACGUUUCUUUCGCGUCGGGUAGUUAAGCCUAACCCUAACUCUUUUCCUAACCUUAACCUAAUUAUCCUAACCUGCCACGUUAGUUAUCAUAACCUGCCACGUUAACAAUCAUCUGUGUCGAGAAACCACUAGUCUCAUAACACCUGAACUGACCAAUGGCAGGUCUCAAUGGGCAUUUCCUGAUAUCAGGGAACACCCACAUCAAGAAACGCCCCUGAAUUGCGUUCUGCAAUUACACCAUAUUAUUCAUUCUCCCCAAUACACCGCAGCAACUAGCUACAGAUUGUUACAUCAGAUAAUGUGAUUUAGCCAAAGAUUUUUGGUAUCCAUUACAGGGAGUUACAAUUUAGGCACUGUUUGGUGUAGCACAGCGACUUUUCAACCAACCUUAACUUGGAGAUACAUGUUUGGCCAAAUCGAGAACAAAGAUAGUAUCUUUUAAAAUGUCUGUGUCCAUUUGCAGGUGGUGCGUUUUGAAUUUUAAAAAUGCUCAGUUAUUGAAAGAAAUCAAUAUUUUGCUCCAUGAAGUAAUCCAACAACGUGUAAACCGCCAUCUUGUCUAUUUCAAAUAUUCUGUCAUUGAUCAACAUAGAUGUGUCAUCAUGACAUGUGGCACUUUGGGGUGGACCCCCUGUCUCAAUCAAUGAGAGAUUUGAAAUUGACAAGUUAAGGUUGGUUGAAAAUUCUGUGCUACACAAAACAGUACUUAACCUGUAACUCACAGUAAUGGAUACCAAAACUAUUUGGUUAACUCACAUUAUCUGAUGUAACAAUCUGUUACUAUGCCGCAACCUGGUUGUAGUUGGUGUCUGUCAUGCAAAACCAUGGGGUUGGAGAGUUCAUGUGAAAAUGUUUGUUCCAUUUCUCCUUUUCAGGCCAUCCCUCCCUUUGAGUUUAUGUUUAGAAAUGACCGGAUCAGCCUGGCAUUUGUGGAGGCCACCAUCUAUAGACCAGUGGUGGGCAAAGGGAGCAUCUGCCGGGACCUGAGGGUGUUCCCAGCAGAGUGCAGAGGGAGACGCUGUACCUACCGGGGAAAGCUUGUGGUAAGCUUGCCUGCAAACCCAACAUCCGUACCAUAUGGAUUGUACUGUAUAUGACGGUCAAGACAAGGUCUUUCUACAAUCUAUCACAAAACUUGUCCAUUGUGAUGAAUUUAAGUUUGGUGCUGUGAUUCUUCACAGGCAGAUGUCAGCUGGUCCGUGAAUGGGAUUCCCAAAGGCAUCAUCAAGCAGUCUCUGGGCCAAGUGCCCAUCAUGGUGAAGUCUAGGUUGUGUAACCUGCAUGGGCUCCCUCCCAAAGAGCUCAUUGAGCACCACGAGGAGUCUGAGGUAGGAGAAUGGCACGCUUCCUACCCACAGCACAUACAGUGAGGGGAAAAAAGUAUUUGAUCCCCUGCUGAUUUUGUACGUUUGCCCACUGACAAAGACAUGAUCAGUCUAUAAUUUUAAUGGUAGGUUUAUUUGAACAGUGAGAGACAGAAUAACAACAUAAAAUCCAGAAAAACGCACGUCAAAAAUGUUAUAAAUUGAUUUGCAUUUUAAUGAGGGAAAUAAGUAUUUGACCCCUCUGCAAAACAUGAUUUAGUACUUUGGCAAUUACAGAGGUCAGAUGUUUCUUGUAGUUGGCCACCAGGUUUGCACACAUCUCAGGAGGGAUUUUGUCCCACUCCUCUUUGCAGAUCUUCUCCAAGUCAUUGGAGCUCCCUCCACAGAUUUUCUAUGGGAUUAAGGUCUGGAGACUGGCUAGGCCACUCCAGGACCUUAAUGUGCUUCUUCUUGAGCCACCCCUUUGUUGCCUUGGCAAUGUGUUUUGGGUCAUUGUCAUGCUGGAAUACCCAUCCACGACCCAUUUUCAAUGCCCUGGCUGAGUGAAGGAGGUUCUCACCCAAGAUUUGACGGUACAUGGCCCCGUCCAUCGUCCCUUUGAUGCGGUGAAGUUGUCCUGUCCCCUUAGCAGAAAAACACCCCCAAAGCAUAAUGUUUCCACCUUCAUGUUUGACGGUGGGGAUGGUGUUCUUGGGGUCAUAGGCACCAUUCCUCCUCCUCCAAACAUGGCGAGUUGAGUUGACGGCAAAGAGCUCAAUUUUGGUCUCAUCUGAACACAACACUUUCACCCUGUUCUCCUCUGAAUCAUUCAGAUGUUCAUUGGCAAACUUCAGACGGUCCUGUAUAUGUGCUUUCUUGAGCAGGGGGACCUUGCGGGCGCUGCAGGAUUUCAGUCCUUCACGGCGUAGUGUGUUACCAAUUGUUUUCUUGGUGACUAUGGUCCCAGCUGCCUUGAGAUCAUUAACAAGAUCCUCCCGUGUAGUUCUGGGCUGAUUCCUCACCGUUCUCAUGAUCAUUGCAACUCCACGAGGUGAGAUCUUGCAUGGAGCCCCAGGCCGAGGGAGAUUGACAGUUAUUUUGUGUUUCUUCCAUUUGCAAAUAAUCGCACCAACUGUUGUCACCUUCUAACCAAGCUGCUUGGCGAUGGUCUUGUAGCCCAUUCCAGCCUUGUGUAGGUCUACAUUCUUGUCCCUGACAUCCUUGGAGAGCUCUUUGGUCUUUGCCAUGGUGGAGAGUUUGGAAUCUGAUUGACUGAUUGCUCUGUGGACAGGUGUCUUUUAUACAGGUAACAAGCUGAGAUUAGGAGCACUCCCUUUAACAGUGUGCUCCUAAUCUCAGCACGUUACCUGUAUAAAAGACACCUGGGAGCCAGAAAUCUUUCUGAUUGAGAGGGGGUCAAAUACUUAUUUCCCUCAUUAAAAUGCAAAUCAAUUUAUAACAUUUCUGACAUGUUUUUCUGGAUUUUGUUGUUGUUAUUCUGUCUCUCACUGUUCAAAUAAACCUACCAUUAAAAUUAUAGAGUGAUCAUUUGUUUGUCAGUGGGCAAACGUACAAAAUCAGCAGGGGAUCAAAUACUUUUUUCCCUCACUGUAUGUGGCAGGGUUUCCGUUAGCCGGUAAUAAUUUGCAUAUUUCCGUGGAAUUAAAUUUGCCACGUGUGUAUAUUCGUUAUUUAUCUUAUUUAUCGCAUGGGCACAGCAUACAGAAACAGAGCCUUUGAACAGAAAAUCUGUCAGACAGUGCUUUUAUAAGCCCAAUCAUUGUGCAACAAUUCUAAAUGCAAUCGUGUGUUGAAUAGUUUUUGGGCCACGAUUAAAAAUAGCUAAUAUUUGUAUUUCUCAACUGGUAAUUGAAGCGGCCUUUCCAUUCGCCAUUCAAAUGGAUAGUCAAAGGAAGGCAGGCUUAAUCAGCGCGUCACACCCACUUUGCAAUGAGCUGGAGGCAGUAUGCAUUUUGAAAACCUAUAGCUACUUAAUUGUUUGAAACGUGAAUGUUUUACUACAUAUUAUGAGGGAUGUUUUACCUUGCUUCAAAGUAGCCUACGCAAAAUCCGACCAAAUCCGUGAAGGCAAUUAUUUUAUAAAGACUUCCAUAUGCCAUUGAAACCAGUAGCCUAAUUUUCUCAUGUUCUAUUGGUUUUGAACUAUCUUUCAUUGUCCGGUAGCCAAAUGCAUUGCUGCGCUAAUGUUAAGAAAUAAUAGUUUAUCAACAUUUUAAACAAAAUGUUCUGAUCAGAUUUAUUGCUUUUUAACAGGGUUUGUUAUGUAGCCUAGGCAUACUGGUUGUGUGAAUUUGGCAUAUAUCGUACCACGACUGUCCCAGAGUCUGUUUGGGCUAUUUCUUUCUCGACAAGCUGACCAAUAGAAUAGGUCAACUUUUCUACUAUGGGGAUAGUAGAUUGACGUAGGCUCAUAGGUGGCACUUCCUAGAGGCUACGGGAAGCUUUCCCUAAGUACAUUGGCAAAAUUAAAUAGCCUACUUAAUACAGUCAUUCAAAAUAGACUACUAAAGCAUGAUUUGGCCACAGAGGAUUGUUAGCGUCCCCUAGCUUUAAAAAAAUUAUUAUUUUAAAUCGCAUUGCCUACAGUCGGAAGGAAAGGCAGCGCAUGCAAUUUUGACAGCGCGCGCUACAAAUACCAAAAAGAUGGUUGUUGAGUUGCUGGCCGUCAAAAUUAUAAUCGCCGGAAAACAUAGUUUGCAAAGCAAAUGGAUAUUGCUGUAAAGAGAAGACAAUGAAAAGACUAAUCUGUCUUUUAGUUAUCAAUAUUCUCAACUUAAUUGAGCUAACAACGGUAGGCCUAUCUCAUUGGCACCAGCGGAGAGAAUCAUCCAUGUCCCUGGUGAGUGCUCAAUGCACUGAGCAUAUUCACUCUAUCAUUGUUGGGUCAGUGCCACUGUUUUUUCCGUGCAAUGAAAGAAGAAAGGUAUCUUAUAUAGCCUAUAGGCCAGGCCUCUACAAUAUGUGCUCAGCCAUGCAUUGAACUGUUUGAGUUAUAUUAUUAGCCUAAAUUAUGACUAUUGAAUCUACUCAUCACAUUACGACUAGUAGGCCUGCAAAUGCGAUGAUGCAUGGAAUGCUCUAUUAAAAGGUGAAUUUUUUUAUGGUGAAGAUUUGAUUCCCCAAACUUUAAGCUCAAGCUCCGCCUAUGCAAAGGCUAAUGACUUUGCUGUUCGUUACUCAUCUUGUUGGCUGAGGAAAGGUACAUGUGGACAGUUAUUCUGACAUCUUCAAAGUGUGCGGUAAGGACACAUGUUCUGUUAAGAUUAAUUACCAUAAUCUAAAUGUGAUUUCUGUCAUUCAGAGCACUGUGGCUGGAUGCCCUAAUCAGGUUAGGUACCCAAUGCAUAUGGGUCCGGUACAUUUCUAAAAUGUCCAGUCAAUUAAAAUGCUGCCGGUCAAAUGUCCUGCGCCACAUUUUCAUAACGGAAACCCUGAUCUGUGGGAACCAGUCAUUCUGAUCAUUUGUGCUUUCGAAGCAAAAAUAAAGGCACAUUUUUAUGCUUUCACGCUUACAUUUUACAGUUUGCAUGCAUCUACAUUCUGUAGAUUUCAAUCUCUUUUUCUCUCCAUCCUCAUUCAAACAGGAAAUGGGUGGUUAUUUUAUUGUGAAUGGGAACGAGAAGGUUAUUCGCAUGCUGAUCAUGCCAAGGAGAAACUAUCCUAUCGCUAUGUCAAGACCCAAGUGGAAGAACAGAGGCCAGGGAUACACUCAGUAUGGUAAGCAAGGCAGUUCAUGUACGAGCCGAACAUUGCAUUGUUGGAGCAGUUGAGACAACACAGCCUGCUUUAAGUAGCCUAACAUUGAUUAUCACAGUCCUAUCGCCUUGACCCAGAUGCAGACAAAAGAUAAAGCUCUUCUUUGUCUGUCUCCCCAGGUAUCUCAAUGCGCUGUGUGAAGGAGGAGCACACAGCUAUCAAUAUGAACCUGCAUUACCUGGACAACGGGACUGUGAUGCUCAACUUCAUCUACCAGAAAGAGCUCUUCUUCCUCCCCCUGGGCUUUGCGCUAAAGGUGAGAUGGAGCAGUGAUAUUUGGAACAGGAACAUGCAUGUCACAUUAACAUUAGUCUGUGUCCACUAGGUAUUUAUGCAUGCGACACACAAAAAUGUUAUGAGAAUUGGGACAUAUAGCCUAUACUGUAUGAAAUGAAGGGUAUAUUUCACAUUUUAACCACAUUGCCUGUCUGUUUUGGUCAGGCUUUAGUGGACUUCACAGACUUCCAGAUCUACCAGGAGCUGAUCAAAGGUCGUGAGGAAAACUCCUUCUACAAGAGCUGUGUGUCUGAGAUGCUGCGACUCGUCAUGGAGGAGGGCUGCAUCACCCGCGGCAAGGUGCUCAACUACCUGGGCGAGCGCUUCCGGGUCAAGAUGAACCUGCCAGAGUGGCACACCGAUGCACAGUGUGCCAACUACCUGCUAGAGUAAGUGUUUGUGUGUGUUAUUAAUAACUUCACCAUGCUCAAAGGGAUAUUCAAUGUCUGCUUUUUUUAUUUUUACCCAUCUACCAAUAGGUGCCCUUCUUUGCGAGGCAUUAGAAAACCUCCCUGGUCUUUGUGGUUGAAUCUGUGUUUGAAAUUCACUGCUCGACUGAGGGACCUUACAGAUAAUUGUAUGUGUGGGGUACAACGAUGAGGUAGUCAUUCAAAAAAUCAUGCAGUCCAUGCAACUUAUUAUGUGACUUGUUAAGCACAUUUUUACUCCUGAACUUAUUUAAGCUUGCCAUAACAAAGGGGUUGAAUACUUAUUGACUCAAGACAUUUCAGCCUUUCAUUUUUAAUUAAAUUGUACACAUUUUAAAAGAUAUUUGAUGAGCUGAAUUGUUAGGAAGGUGGCAUCCUAUGACGAUGCCACGUUGAAAGUCACUGAGCUCUUCAGCACUUGCCAUUCUACGCCAAUGUUUGUCUAUGGAGAUUGCAUGGCGGUGUGCUCGAUUUUAUACACCUGUCUGCAACGAGUGUGGCUGAAAUAGCCGAAUCCUCUAAUUUGAAGGGGUGGCCACAUACUUUUGGCCAUAUAGUGUAUGUCUAUAGCAAACACUUUUAUCCAAAGUGACUUAGUCAUGAGUGGAUAAUGUCUUUGACAUGUGUGGGUGGUCCUUGGACUCUAACCCACUAUCCUGACGUUGCAAGAACCAUGCUCUACCCACACACGCACACUCUUUAUGGAAUGUGUUGUGUUCACUCGUGUUUAGCCAGUGCGUCUGUAUCCACCUGAAGUCGGAUGUGGAGAAGUUCUACCUGCUGUGUCUGAUGACACGGAAGCUAUUCACGUUUGCCAAGCAGGAGUGCAUGGAGGAGAACCCGGACAGUCUGAUGUGUCAGGAGGUGCUCACACCAGGACAGCUCUACCUAAUGUUUCUCAAGGUCAGUUCUAGACAUCAGGACAGCUCUGCACUGGACUAUUGACAAAUGAUGAACAGUUCUGGAUCAGACAUAUUGGUAAAUCAAAAAAAACGAUUUCUUGUGAAGAUACUACAACAUUGUGGUGAACAGAAGUUGUCAUGUUUGGCAUGUGUAAUGUAAAAACACCACAAAAAUGUCAGGCCAGAAUGCUAGGAGUUAAACCUAGACUGUAAGGCCGAGUUCUCCUCUAGGUCAUAUAAUAACUCUGUAAGAUGUGUUUAACAAUUUGCAAUGUGAUAAUAGGAGAAGAUGGCUGCCUGGAUGGUGUCUGUGAAACUGUCUAUGGACAAGAGGGCCCAUAGGCUGACUGGUGGGGCGAGCUCUGAGAAUCUGGUGAAGAUGUUCAACCUGGGUUCUGAUGUUACCCAGCCCUUUGAGUAUCUGCUGGCCACUGGGAAUCUCACCUCAAAGACAGGUAUGCUGUGAUACGAAACAUACUAAUUAUUUGUCAUUACAACAUAACCACUGUUCUAUUUUUCUCCCAGUGUUUUACUUGGGUUAUGCAGAUAUACUGUUCAUGACAUGUUAGUUACCUAGAAACACAUGCUGGUCCCAAGCUGCUGCAUUGUGACCGAUUCUGUUCCUUUUCCUCUGUCGUCAGGUCUGGGCAUGCUCCAGAACACAGGACUGAGUGUGGUGGCCGACAAGCUCAACUUCAUCCGCUACCUGUCCCACUUCCGCUGCGUACACAGAGGGGCAGCCUUUGCCAAGAUGAGGACCACCUCCGUACGUCGUCUGCUGCCCGAGUCCUGGGGCUUCCUGUGUCCCGUGCACACCCCUGACGGAGACCCCUGCGGCCUCAUGAACCACAUGACGGCCCACUGUGAAAUCGUAGCCCUGGCCCUGCCCACCACCACCCUCCCUGCCCUGCUCUGCUCCCUCGGUGAGUGUCGACAAACCUGUGCAUAUGUAUAGCUAGCUACCUCAAUAUGGCGUCCUCCAUGUCGUAGCCCGUGUAUGAGAUCACAGAGACGAUGCUGUUGGUUCCGAUGGGGUAGUUGUCCAUGUUAUAGUGGUCAUACAUGACAAACACUGGACAUGUGUCCAAAGUAAAACGCAAAGGCCUGAGAUUCAACGUGACAGGAUAUCCAAGGUUGUGUCACUCACUGUGAUUAGCAUGCAGCUGGAACCUAUUGGUUCCUAUAGCUAUUAUUAUUAUUGGUUUAUUCGUACAUACUGGAUGUCGAUGUGUGAAAAUGCUCAGUCGUUUAUAUGUGAUUGUCGUCCCAUCGUUCUCCUCAAGGUGUGACUCCUGUGGAUGGUUCUCCUGGCAGGGCCUACUCUGACUGCUAUCCUGUGCUCCUGGAUGGUGCCAUGGUGGGCUGGGUAGAGACUGAGCUGGCCCCCAUCCUCGCAGACUCCCUCCGCAGGUUCAAGGUAAGGCAGGGCAUCUCCCAACCAUCUGCAAUUAUAACAUGGGUUUGAUCAUCACUCACUUAUGUAAUAGAUAAUUCAUCACACAUGAAUAGUGGCAGCUAGUUAUGUUUUAAUGCCUCUUACUCAUUCUUGUUCAUGCCACCCUCUUGCAGGUGUUGAAGGAGAAGAAGAUCCCUCCCUGGACUGAGAUAGUUCUGGUUCCCCAGACCAGCAAGGCCAGCAUGUACCCAGGCCUGUACCUCUUCACCACCCCCUGCCGCAUGGUGCGGCCCGUCCGUAACCUGGCCCUGGGCCAGCAAGAACUGAUCGGCACCUUUGAACAGGUACUACAGUCACAUGCUGCUUAAAAUCUCUCAAUUCUUGGACAUCCUUAGUAAACCCCCUAGUUACUAAUCGUAGCCUCUAGGACAAGGAAGGAUGCUAGAUCAAACUAAUUUUAAAGCUGAGGGUGUUGUCAGUGAUUCUUGGUUAUGUCAACUCUAGGACAGUCAUUACAGUGAUUGUUGGCAGUUGUUUCUUGAGUUUGUUUUGUAGUGUCAUGUCAGUACCUAGUUACUUAUAGAUGGUUAGGCCGACAGUGCCUUCAGCAAGUAUUUAUACCCCUUGACUUAUUACACAUUUUGUUGUAAUGAAAUCUUUUUUUCUCACAUCUACACAUAAUACCCCGCAAUGACAGUGAAAAUAUGUGUGUAGAAUUUUUUGCAAAUGUAUUGAAAAUGAAAUACAGAAAUAUCACAUUUAUAAUAUAUAAUAAUAAUAAUAUGCCAUUUAGCAGACGCUUUUAUCCAAAGCGACUUACAGUCAUGCGUGCAUACAUUUUUGUGUAUGGGUGGUCCCGGGGUUCGAACCCACUACCUUGGCGUUACAAGCGCCGUGCUCUACCAGCUGAGCACCCCUGAGUCAAUACAUGUUAGAAUCACCUAACAUGUAUUGACUCGGCUUUCUGGGUAAGUCUCUUAGAGCUUUGCCCGCCUGAAUUGUACAAUAUUUGCACAUUUGUUCUUUUUUAAAUUCUUCAAUCUCUGUUAAGUUGGUUGUUGAUCAUUUUUAGACAGACAUUUUCAAGUCUUGCCAUAGAUUUUCAACUAGGUCACUCAGGGACAUUCAAUGUUGUCUUGGUAAGCAACUCCAGUGUAUAUUUGGCCUUGUGUUUUGGGUUAUUGUCCUGCUGAAAGGUGAAUUUGUCUCCCAGUGUCUGAUGGAAAGCAGACUGAACCAGGUUUUCCUCUAGGAUUUUGCCUGUGCUUAUCUCUAUUCCGUUUAUUUUUAUUCUAAGCUCCCUAGUCCUUGCCGAUGACAAGCAUACCCAUAACAUACCACCACCAUGCUUGAAAAUAUGAAGAGUGGUACUUAGUGAUGUGUUGGAUUUGCCCCCAAACAUAAUGAUUUGUAUUCAAGACAUGAAGGGAAUUUCCUAGCCAAAUGUUUUGCAUUUUACUUAAGUGCCUUAUUGUAAACCGGAUGCAAGGUUUUGGAAUAUGUUUAUUUUGUACAGGCUUCCUUCUUUUCACUCUGUCAAUUAGGUUAGUAUUGUGGAGUAACUACAAUGUUGUUGAUCCAUCCUCAGUUUUCUCCUAUUACAGCCAUUAACCUCUUAAGGAUCAGACCCUUGUUUUUUUUGUUUUUUUAACCUUUAUUUAACUAGGCAGGUCAGUUAAGAACAAAUUCUUAUUUACAAUGACGGCCUACACCGGCCAAACCCGGAUGACGCUGGGCCAAUUGUGCGCCGCCCUAUGGGACUCCCAAUCACGGCCGGUUGUGAUACAGCCUGGAAUCGAACCAGGGGGUCUGUAGUGGUGCCUCAAGCACUGAGAUGCAGUGCCUUAGACCACUGCACCACUCUGGAGCCCAAAUACUGGACUAUCUUGCAUCAAGUUUUCCCUAAAUGUGCCAAAUUGGUCAAUUGAUACAUUUUGAAGUACAUAAUUAUAGAGAACAUACAAAAAUGAUAUGGUAAUACAAAAUGUAAGUUUACACACUCCCAGGAAUGUCAUACAUGAUGGAUCAUUAGGUUAUACACUAACUUUCACAGAUCUAGAUGGCAGGGUGGGUGUGGAGCCAGAGACAGCAAGGGUUCAAACUGUAGAACCCAGUUCCUACAUUUAAUGAUCAAUUAGCCUUUUAAAAUGAUAAACUUCGAUUAGCAAACACAACGUGCCAUUGAAACACAGGACUGAUGGUUGCUGAUAUUGGGCUUCUGUACGUCUAUGUAGAUAAUUUACAACAUGAACAAUAUCUACACUGUAUUUCUGAUCAAUUUGAUGUUAUUUUAAUGGUUAAAAAAAAUGCGUUUCUUUCGAAAUAAAGGACAUUUCUAAGUGACCCCAAACUUUUGAACGGUAGUGUAUGUAAAUAAGGUAUUUGUUUUUGUUAUUUUAUAAUUGUGGUAAAAUUUCUGAACUGUUUUCGCUUUGUCAUUAUGGGGUUUGCUGAGGAUUUUUUUAAAUUUUUUGACCAAUUUUAGAAUAAGGCUGUAACGUAACAAAAUGUGGAAAAGGUGAAGGUCUGAAUACUUUCCGAAGGCACUGUAUAUAUCUACCAAUGGGUGCCCUUUGCGAGGAAUUGCAAAACCUUCCUGGUCUUUGUGGUUGAAUCUUUCUUUGAAAUUCACUGCUCGAUUGAGGGACCUUACAAUUAUCUGUAUGUGUGGGGUACAGAGAUGAGGUAGUCAUAAAAAAAUUAUGGUAAACACUAUUGCACACAAUGAGUCCAUGCAACUUAUGUGACUUGUUAAGCAGAUUUCUACUCCUGAACCUAUUUAGGCUUGCCAUAAGAAAGGGGUUGAAUUCUUAUUGACUCAAGAUAUUUCAGCUUUUCAUUUUUAAUGAAUUUGUAAAGAUUUCUGGAGGCCAGUGACACAUCUAAAUGUAAUCUAUUUUAAAUGAAGGCUGUAACACAACAAAAUGUGGUAAAAGUAAAGGGUUGUGAAUACUUUCUGAAGGGACUGUAUGUGUUUUAGUCCUAAUUCCUUAGAGGCCUGUGGUAUGGUGUGGCCGCUCCUUCCGACUAAACUUUAAACAUAAAAUAGUUAAGCAAUAAGGCCUGAGGGGGUGUGGUAUAUGGCCAAUAUACCACGGCUAAGGGCUUUUCUUAAGCACGACGCAAUGCGGAGUGCCUGGAUACAGCCAUUAGCUGUGGUAUAUUGGCAAUAUACCACAAACCCCAGAGGUGUCUUAUUGCUAUUAUAAACUGGUUACCAACGUAAUUAGAGCAGUGAAAAUAAAUGUUUUGUCAUACCCGUGGAAUACGGUCUGAUGUACCUCGGCUUUCAGCCAAUCAGCAUUCAGGACUCGAACUACCCAGUUUAUAAUCCCAUUUAUGCACCCAAAUCUACAGUAUGCUGUGACGUUUUCUUCUUGUGUGGACUGUUACAGAGACGUUACCUUAUUCUGUUUUGAGAACAAGGAAACAUAUGUGAAUAAAGCUAGUCUGUCUGUCUCCUGUUUGACAGCUCUACAUCAACGUGGGCAUCAGUGAGGAUGAGAUCGAGCCGGGUGUGACCACCCACCAGGAGCUCUUCCCCCACAGCAUGCUGAGCGUGGUGGCUAACUUCAUCCCUUACUCUGACCACAACCAGAGUCCCAGGAACAUGUACCAGUGUCAGAUGGGUAAGGGUGCCCCCUAGUGUUCAGAAGCAGGCAUCUCUGGUGUUUUCUGAGUUAAUUGACCUUUUAGAUACCUUAUUUGUAAGUGAGGGUUUUAGCUCAUUUCUAUACAGACAACACUACAUGUGAAAAAUUUGCUUUGUUCUUCUAGAAUGCCUGACUUUUUAAAUGAUUCCGUAGACAUUGUUGGUGUAACCCUCAUCUUCUCCUCCACAGGUAAACAGACCAUGGGCUUCCCCCUCCACUCGUUCCAGGAGCGCUCGGACAACAAGCUGUACCGCCUCCAGACCCCCCAGAGCCCUCUGGUCAGGCCUGUCAUGUACGACCACUACAACAUGGACAACUACCCCAUCGGCACCAACGCCAUUGUCGCUGUGAUCUCCUACACUGGCUACGACAUGGAGGACGCCAUGGUGAGACAAUUCACAUUUUAUUUACCCAUUGGCUGAUUUCACUGUACCAGGUGUGCGUAGAAGACAUGUAUAAGUGUUCUAUUUAAUUCUGUGUUUGCCUAGAUCCUGAACAAGUCGUCGUGGGAGAGGGGCUUUGGUCACGGCUGUGUUUACAAGACUGAGCUGGUGGACCUGGCAGAGAAGAUGAAGGGCGAGGACUGCCUGGUGUUUGGGGUCAAACCCGGUGACCCCAAGGUAAUGGACAAACUGGACAGUGAUGGGUUGCCCCCCAUCGGAGCCGUACUACAGUACGGAGACCCCUUCUACAGCUACAUCAACCUCAACACCGGGCAGAGCUUUGUCAACUUUUACAAGUGAGUUAUCCAGGUUGGCCUAAUAUGUUCUUUCCAUUGUCAUAACAUAGUGUUGACUAUUUCUCUACGAUGAUGAGUUGGCCAGAUGCAGCUGCUAAUGCAAUUUCAUAACCUGCUGUUUUUCCCCUCGCUUUCGUAGGAGUCAAGAAAGCUGCGUGGUGGACAACAUCAAGGUGUGCAGCAACGACGCUGGCUCGGGCCGCUUCAAGCGCAUCUGCAUCACGGUGCGAGUGCCCCGCAACCCCACCAUCGGGGACAAGUUUGCCAGCCGCCACGGGCAGAAGGGCAUCCUAAGCCGCCUGUGGCCUGCCGAGGACAUGCCCUUCACAGAGAGUGGCAUGACCCCCGACAUCCUGUUCAACCCCCAUGGCUUCCCCUCCCGCAUGACCAUCGGCAUGCUCAUCGAGAGCAUGGCCGGCAAGUCGGGCGCCCUCCACGGCCUGUGCCACGACGCCACUCCCUUCACCUUCUCCGAGGAGAGCUCGGCGCUGGAGCAUUUUGGCGACAUGCUGCGCGCCGCUGGCUACAAUCACUACGGCACCGAGCGCCUCUACAGCGGCCUCAGCGGCCUGGAGCUGGAGGCGGACAUCUUCAUCGGCGUGGUGUACUACCAGAGGCUACGUCACAUGGUCUCCGACAAGUUCCAGGUGAGGACCACUGGAGCGCGGGACAGGGUGACCAACCAGCCGGUGGGCGGGAGGAACAUCCAGGGGGGCAUCCGCUUCGGGGAGAUGGAGCGCGACGCCCUGCUGGCCCACGGGACCUCCUUCCUGCUCCACGACCGCCUCUUCAACUGCUCUGACCGCUCAGUGGCACAGGUGUGUGUGGACUGUGGUAGCCUACUGUCCCCUCUACUGGAGAAACCACCACCCUACUGGUCGGCCACACGCCACCGCAAGACUGUCUGCCUCCUGUGCGGCAAGAGUGACUCCAUCGUUACGGUGUCUGUGCCGUACGUCUUCCGCUACUUUGUUGCAGAGCUGGCGGCGAUGAACAUCAAAAUCAAAUUGGACGUGAAGUGAAUUCAAUGAAGUUUGUUCAGUCUACCCACCAGCCACAGACAGUGCUAUAUUGUGCACAGGAAGUUUGUCUUCUCCCGUGUGUGACUGGGAGUGGUUGCAUAUUAGGCCUUUUUUUGUUAUAUUGUAUUAAGGGCUUAAUCUGUGUUUGUCACAUGUAAAAGUAAAAAAAAAAAUAUGAUUGCAAGAAUUUACAGUAGUUUACACAAUUACCUGAACUCCAAAACCAUACUGACCAUCAGAAAGGCCAAGUGCCUGAGAGGUUUCACCUCUUGUUGUCCAGAAUGGUCUCUACCUAUCAUCAAUUAUGGCUAAAUUGAGACUUGAGUCAAGGAUAGAUAGAAUUUUCAAAAAAUGUUCAGAAGUUACAAAGAUAUUGUACAGUAACUGUGUCGAACAUACAACAUUGUUUUGUAAAUCAGUAUAUUUAGAGUGAAAUCCUCUUAAGAAAAUACACUGUGAUGGUGUACACUGAGCAUGAGACAAAGUUGAUUCAUGUGACUACAAGGUAAUAAAAUGAGUUGUCAUUUACAAACUAGACUUGACUCUUCGGGGAAUGUCAAUCAAUACACAUUCCAGUUGUUCCUGUCAUAACCAGCACCUUGAAGGAGACAAUGCUGUACACAGGGCUUUAGCUUCUUAAUUCCAGUAUUUUAUGCCUACCAGAAGAGGCUGGUGGAAGGAGCUGUAG